UCACCUUGUCUGCUGCUGCAGCAAACCAGCAGCACAUACCUGCAUUUAGGACACCGGAACAUUCUCUGUCUCUUCACUUCUCUCUGUACCUCUCUCAAUCUGUGUCUCUAUAAACUUUUUUAUGUGUCUAGAUUAAGGUGUCACUGUUAAAAUAGCAGAUAUGCCUGUCAUAGUGUUUUAUUCCAGCGUGAGCGGCUCCGUGGAGAUGAGGAAAAAUCAGGAUAGAAUCUUCUCUAUCCUGAGCUCCAAGAAGAUCCCUUUUAAAGCUGUGGACAUUUCUCAGAAUUCUGAUGACAAGGAUUUAAUGAGGAAGAGGGCAGGGAACCCGACCGCAUUGCCACCUCAAAUAUGCAACGGGGAUGUCUACUGUGGAGACAUGGCAGCGUUUAAUGAUGCAAUUGAAAUGGAACAAUUAGAGAAGUUUCUCAAGCUCUAAAAGGAAUGGUGACCAGCGAUGGGACACUCGACCACAUCACAGAGUUCACUGCAAUAUCCACGUAUAUGGUUAACCAAGCAAAAACUAAAUCUAUAAAGGCAUAUAUAUAUAUAUAUAUAUAUCUAUAAAGGCAUAUAUAUAUAUAUAUAUUUGAUUUGAUGAUAACAGAUGCUUUAUUUGCAUUUUAUAACUAAAGGUAAAAGCUAAAGGAAAUGUAAAUUUUGCUCACAAUGAGGUGUAAGUGCUUUUUCUUCCAGGGAAGGCAAGGAAAUCAGGGAAAAGCCUGUACAAAUUUUUGGAGUUGCACGACUGAAAAAAUCUGUAGAAUUAAAAUAAAAAAAAUUCUUAAAAA
Molecule: messenger RNA, 788 nt
Organism: Toxotes jaculatrix (banded archerfish)
Lineage: Eukaryota; Metazoa; Chordata; Actinopteri; Toxotidae
Exons: 3
Coding region: 161-436 (91 amino acids)
Cellular component (GO): cytoplasm
Source: RefSeq, a predicted model, not a curated record